Leishmania mexicana MHOM/GT/2001/U1103 is the source of this 528-nucleotide messenger RNA. RefSeq lists its product as hypothetical. The record is from RefSeq and is a predicted model, not a curated record. Bases 1 to 528 code for a protein of 175 amino acids. NCBI's taxonomy places the organism in Eukaryota, Euglenozoa, Kinetoplastea, Trypanosomatida, Trypanosomatidae. The transcript has a single exon.
AUGAACGAGUUGGAGCGCAAGCGGCGCACGUUCCGCAUUUGGUUGGCGAUCUACAUAAUAUUCGCCCUGAUCUACCUCUCGGGCGUAUUACUUUUUUGCUUUGUGCACCAGAACUACUGGGCCUGUGGCGGCUUCGUCGUCGUGGUUCUCUUGAUCGCCCUGCGUGUGGCGCUCUUGGCGACGCCGCAGUACCGCCUGUACAAGCUUUUUCCUCCCUGCAGCUUCAACCGCAUUGCAUACCAAACGUUCUUUCUUUGCGCUUGCCUGGUUGGGAUCAGCCUGGGGGUGUGGCUCAUGGCGAGGGGCAUUAAGCAUCGCCAGUCUUGGACAGCGCGCUCGUACUUUUGUGGAAUGACCGGCGUGUGGAUGGCGGCGAAGUGGAGCUACAUCGUGACGGUGCCCAUCUACGAGCUCCGAGAGGACACACUCGAAGAGGACGCGCUCAUCAGGCUUGGCCUCAUUGAUUCAGGGAAAGACAGGGUGUCUGGUAACAACGAACCGGCGAUGUCAAAGGAGAACUGUGCAUAG